GUUUAACAUAGUCUAAGAAUACCUAAAUUAUUCAAUUAUCUAAAAUCAAUUAGCUUGGUUUAUAUAUUUUUUUAGAAAAUAAGCAAAUUUUUAUGUUAAAACUUUUGGAAUUUUUGGUAGACACAGAAAAGGAUGGAGACGAAGAUACAAAUGUUAUAAAAUUGACUAAAGAUGAGGUAUUUAUGUAUAUCAAUGCUUUUCGAUCGAAUGACAGUAAUGGAGAUGGUAUAAUAACUCUAGAAGAAGUCGAUGGAUUAAUUAACGAGUUAUUCAAGAACACAGAUACUGUACAUGAAAUAAAAAGACUAAUAUCACAUUUAGAAUUAAGUCAUAUCACUAUAGUAGAUGUAUUGAUUUCUGCAAUAAAAUAUAAGGCGCAUAAUCAAAAUCCACAAGAUGUUGAUGACUUUUGUUCAAUUUCAACCGAUUCAGAUUGUUAUGAACAUUUUGAUCCCUAAUUUUAGAAGAAACUUUAAACAUUUAUGAUGACAUUUAGAUUUUCUGUUUAUUGUAUUUUUUUAAGUUAAUAAAAAUAAAUUUUAUAACCAUGGUUAUAAUAAUUGUAGAAAUUGUCUUAAC
Molecule: messenger RNA, 579 nt
Organism: Daktulosphaira vitifoliae (grape phylloxera)
Lineage: Eukaryota; Metazoa; Arthropoda; Insecta; Hemiptera; Phylloxeridae
Exons: 3
Coding region: 93-458 (121 amino acids)
Molecular function (GO): calcium ion binding
Source: RefSeq, a predicted model, not a curated record